CGACCGGUACGCCGGUGAAACUACCGCUCCCAUCGCCGCGCUGAAGUCGAAUCCCCACAGCCCCCGGCUCCGACACGGUCACUCCGCCUCACCUCACCACGAGCCCCCUCGAUAUCUCCUCCUCCAGCCCCUCUGCUCUUCUCGCCUCCAUCCCCAGAAGACCCCCUGAUUCGGCGAGGUUCCAAUUCGGCCGGCGACUCGGAUCUCGGCGCGGGGUUGCAGCGGUGAUCCCUCAGGACUCGCAAGCCAUGGCCGCCGCCGAUCCCGCCGUCGCCACCUCCACCUGCGCGCACUGUAACCGAGAGGUUCCGUCUCCCAACAUCGCGCUGCAUUCUGCACACUGCGCUCGCAACCUUCACUUGAAGUGUGAGCAUUGUGGAGAUAUGGUCCCAAGGAAGCACAUGGAUAAGCACUAUGAUGAUAACCAUGCUCCGGUGAAUUGCCCACGCUGCGAACAAACUGUGGAGCAUGAGCUGUGGGAUCUUCAUAAACGCUUACAGUGCCCACAAAGGAUGCUUGCGUGCCAGUAUUGCAAGUUUGAACUACCUGCAGCUGACAUUUUUGAGCAUCAGGAUGUAUGUGGAAAUCGAACAAAAUAUUGUCAACCUUGCAACAAGGACAUCAGACUUCGAGAAUGGAUUGGACACGAGCUCCUACUCCAUUCAAAAACAAAUGCCGCUGCAGAAUCUUCAAGAUCCAUGCUGGAAAAAGAAGAGGGUGGUCGUCACAAGCAAGCACGCCCCGCUUUUGGUUUGAAACACAAGCAACUGCUCCUCACAAUUGCAAUAACCGGACUUGCUGUACUGAUUGGAUCCAUUCUGUUCCAAAGAAGGAUUGGAAGUUCCGAAGCCUUGUAAAGUUGUAAUGAUGUUCACCGCAGGAAUGUAGAUCAAUUUUUUUUGUGCCUUCUAAAUCUUAAUGCACAAGUUCUUCCAUAAUCAAUAGCAGAGCUUAUUCCUUGAGUAAUGUUCAGAACAAAAACCAUGUAGAAUAUCAGAAAUCACCGGAUCGAGAAAUGUGCUGUGCCUCACAAUAGUAUGCCAAUAUGAUACUUCCUGAUGGCAAUAAAGUAUUACAGAUUACCUUACAAGGGUUCA
Messenger RNA from Triticum urartu, 1097 nucleotides. RefSeq lists its product as uncharacterized. The record is from RefSeq and is a predicted model, not a curated record. NCBI's taxonomy places the organism in Eukaryota, Viridiplantae, Streptophyta, Magnoliopsida, Poales, Poaceae. Gene Ontology annotation, cellular component: mitochondrion.